This is a messenger RNA of Achroia grisella, 876 nucleotides long. RefSeq names its product transmembrane protease serine 9-like. The record is from RefSeq and is a predicted model, not a curated record. Gene Ontology annotation, molecular function: serine-type endopeptidase activity. The coding region runs from base 1 to 876 and encodes 291 amino acids. NCBI's taxonomy places the organism in Eukaryota, Metazoa, Arthropoda, Insecta, Lepidoptera, Pyralidae. Gene Ontology annotation, biological process: proteolysis. The transcript is spliced from 7 exons.
AUGUCCAUGUUUCUUCAUGUUUACGGUAUCAUAGGCGGAUACGAUAUCGACAUACAGGAUGCUCCGUAUCAAAUCAAUUACGGGGACAUUUGCGGCGGCGUGCUUAUUGGUGAAAAUUGGGCGAUUACCACAGCGCACUGCGGAACAGAACCUAACUACAUAAAAAUAGGAAGCAGAUAUCGUCACAGUGGGUUCAAAGUGAAGAUUACCAAGCACAUACUUCAUCCAAUAUAUGGAAGAAGCCACAGGUUUGAUUAUGAUAUCCAACUGUUGAAGUUUAGGAGACUACACUUUUCCAAGUUGGUGGCAGGUAUACGCAUAAGUGAGGGGGAGUGUGGGAGUAUUCGAGUGUCAGGUUGGGGAUAUCCGAAGGAAAAGGGUGAUUAUAAUGAUGUUUUACAACAAGUUCAACUGAAUAUAGUACCCAUGGAGAUCUGUCAGGCUGUGAACAGGCCAUAUUACAAUCAGACACUGACUGAGAGGAUGUUCUGCGCAGGUGGAGAUGAACAGGAUGCCUGUCAGGGCGACAGUGGUGGUUCAGCGGUGUCUUUCGGUCGGCUUGUCGGUCUGUCCGCGUUCGGUUUCGGGUGUGGCAGAAACAUCCCCGGAGUGUACGUUAAUGUAUCUAAUAAAUAUAUAAGAAAUUGGAUUCGAUACUACACUGCAUUACAUGCUCAUACCAAGACUGACGAUUACUCUUUAACUUCUCCGACAUUGAUGAAAGCAAAGCCUAUUCCUGUUGGUCAUGUACUGAAUUUACAAUUUAAUGUUAUAAUGACAAAGCCUGGAGCAGCAUCAACGCAUCCUGCAAAAGCACAAAGCUCCAAGCUUCAAUCGGACUUUGUACGUACGAAAAAUUCAGCGAAAAUGAUUUAA